Molecule: messenger RNA, 633 nt
Organism: Cooperia oncophora
Lineage: Eukaryota; Metazoa; Nematoda; Chromadorea; Rhabditida; Trichostrongylidae
Source: the annotation of a GenBank genome assembly
AUGUUUGCCGAUCCUGACUCGGAAAAGGUAAAGCAGUUGCGAAGAGUGUUGUAUGCCUACAGAAAUCACGAUACGAUCAUAGGAUAUUGCCAGGGUUUGAAUCGGAUAGCUGCAGUAGCGUUACUGUAUCUUGACGAGGAAGACGCGUUCUGGUUCCUUAUUGCAUUCACAGAACUUCAACCUCCCAAUUACUAUGCGAGUAACCUUAUAGGUGCCGUGGCUGAUCAGAAGGUAUUACGCGACUUGGUGACGGAGAAGUUGCCUCGUUUCGCUGCCCAUUUACGACAAUUUGAAGUGGAUCUGUCGUUGUUUGCGCUGAGUUGGUUCCUCACAUGUUUCGUUGAUGUGAUGCCACAUCAGAUUUACCUACCGAUUUUCGACGUUUUUCUCUACGAAGGAAAUAAGUCUUUGUUUCGAUUCGCGUUGGCGAUAUUGAAGAUGUGUGAAUCAGCUGUGCUGCAGAGUAAGACUGUCAGUAUGGUGCAUGCUUGUUUGAGCAGGCCCCGUCAAUUCGUCACUGAUUACAAGUUAUUGGCGCAAGUAGCGUUCAACGACAUGAAUCCGUUCCCUCAGAAGCAGAUCGAAACUAAAAGAGCGCUGUAUUUAACACAACUGCAGGCGAGACAUUCAUAA